UUUGUGCUCACUUCAUGUGUGCAAAAAUCGGGAACUGCGUAAGCAAUUUUACACGUCUUCUUGCCAAAGUAAAUGGGCUUUCGUGAAGCAAGUGCACAUUACUCUGCACUUAAUGACCUUUGGCUGUUCAUUAGAGCGUCGCGACAAGAUUUUUGAAGCAGAACUAGCAUGCGACAUUACCGCUUCUCCAUCCUACCAACACUAUUUUUCCCUCAAAACUUUGACAUUCCGCUGUUUCAUUCGCAUCAGAACCAUUUCAUUGUGCUAGCGGGAUACACGUCCUCAAGAAGCGGAAGCUAUGAAGGUGAGAUGGACACUGUGGUUGUUCCUUAUUACCCACGCCUGGGCACGAGGAGGUCACUUUCGGGCCGAGAUGAAAAAUGCUCUAUUAAAUAGCGACCUGAUGCCACCAAGUCUUCUGAUCCAACAAACUCGAAGCUCAAACCCUGACAUGGCCUACCUGGCCUCUGCAGUAAACGCGUCAACCGUUUCAGGAGCUUUGAACACCAUGAGAUUUCACAGGAAAAUGAUGAACGAGUAUCUUUGUCGUGGCUACAUGGCUCAGGACAUACUCGACCAGUUGCAAAAGGACGCAAAUGAGGGAGUUGAGAUCGAGCAGGAGGACCGCCCUCCAAAGGAUAAGUUGCAGAGGAGAGGAGGACAAAGAAAGACCACCAAGCCCAAUCCACUGCUCAAAGACGAAGGUUCCUCCAAUUACAAAGAUUGGCUUUCUAGGAGCGCGGUUCUUGAGGACAUUUAUCGGCGAUAUGAACACUUGUCUGACGACGAGGAAGAAGAAUUUGAUCAGAGAGACAGAAGCAUGGUUGAUAGGGAUGACGAUUAUGAUGCGGAGGUGACGGGUUGGGCAUUAGAACAACCUCAACUUCAAACGAGGAAUCCUCACGGGGCCAAGCAGGACCAUCACACAAGACAAAACUACGACGAAGACGAACGCGACUUUGCCGACGAAAAUUGGGACAACAGCAAUCCCCACCAGGUGGCUGAUUGGGAGUCGUCCGGACAUGGACAUGUGAGCGGAGGUAGCAGCGCUGGCAGCGGCUUGCAGCUUGGUAUCGGAGAUAUGUACGAUGUGGCGCUCACCGCAAUUGCCAUCCUAGCAUUCGGAAUAUUCAUACUGAACGUUUUCCUAGGAAUAUUACUUCCAACUUCCUCUACAAGAACGGUGGUCAUCUCCAACUUGACCCUGCCUUUCAGAAAUCGAGAAGGAGAAUCGGAAAUACCCUUGGCUAAACUAAACGACGACGAGGACAAAACUCACGAGAGAAUAGCGCGAGCCAUUUCCGAAGAACCAGAGGAGUCGGAGGAGGGUGCGGCGAGACUGGUGCUUAUCACCAUAAAGGCUGCUCUUCGCGGUAAUCCAAAGUGCCUCCAGUCUGCUCUGUGCGUAGGGAACAAAGUGGCAAGAAAAUUGGAGGGUGCAGCAAAGCUGUGGGUUCCGGUUUGGAGUCUUGGCAUGAGUUGGCUUGGAAGAAGAGGCGGAGGAAGUGAAACGCUUGGCAAAUCUGUUUUAUACGCCAGAGCGCUAGAAAAUUUGCGCGCCUCAACGCUUGGAUUGGCAGGAGUUAAAUGCGGAGAAAUUUUCCCACCAUGUUAAUGCCUUAGUGUAGAAAAUUUUACUUGCUGCUGCCCUGGCUGCUUUUCGGUUUGAUGUAGUGGAUUUCUCUGGUGAUUCGCUCGUACUGGACGAACUUGAUGUUGUUCUUAUCCAGAAUUCCUCUAGUGGCCACGCUGACUGCCGACGCAUUGGGGCCCGCUUCGUAGGUGAUGAUCCUCUGCGCCCCAGCCGGCAAUUCGAUCAUUUGGACGUCUUCGUCCGGAUACUCGAUGAGAGGUUCGGCAAUGGUCAAUUUUCGCGCUUCCUCUAUUUGAGGCCGAGAAGCAGUUGCAGAAGUAAGAGGCUGCAAUGGAGCCGGCUGCGAAUGAAUGGGAGCCGGCGCAGCAGGAACUUCCUCUACGUAGAAAUCGGCAGGGACAGUCGACGGUGGUUUGGUCAAGUCAUUCAGCAUGUCGUAGGCGUCAAACAGGUUGCGGAAUAAAACUUCUUCCGGCGCCACGACCUGCAGUUGUGGUUUUUGGUAAAAUUUAGAAAAGCAUCUCAUCAUUGUUAACAUCAGCACAGUUAUAUUGUAAUUUAAUUUUAAAAAUUAAAAAAAAAAAUUAAAGUUGUCCAAUUAAAAAAAUUAAAACUGAAAUUAA
Molecule: messenger RNA, 2217 nt
Organism: Neocloeon triangulifer
Lineage: Eukaryota; Metazoa; Arthropoda; Insecta; Ephemeroptera; Baetidae
Exons: 8
Coding region: 299-1615 (438 amino acids)
Source: RefSeq, a predicted model, not a curated record